Panicum hallii is the source of this 1190-nucleotide messenger RNA. RefSeq names its product myb-related protein A-like. Gene Ontology annotation, molecular function: RNA polymerase II cis-regulatory region sequence-specific DNA binding; DNA-binding transcription factor activity, RNA polymerase II-specific. Gene Ontology annotation, biological process: regulation of DNA-templated transcription. The transcript has 2 exons. Gene Ontology annotation, cellular component: nucleus. NCBI's taxonomy places the organism in Eukaryota, Viridiplantae, Streptophyta, Magnoliopsida, Poales, Poaceae. The record is from RefSeq and is a predicted model, not a curated record. The coding region runs from base 164 to 976 and encodes 270 amino acids.
UCCCUCUCUCUCUCUCUCUAAACACACCCUAGGUAGCUUUUGACUAGUCUGUAGAAAAUAGCAAGCUCAAUCAUACACAACUGUUCUUCGCCUUGCUCAUCGAAAUUAACAUCGAUCAAGCUCGCUAGUCAAGCUAGCAUCAGAUUUCUUGUUCCUGGCAGAGAUGGCAUCCUCGUCGACAACAAACACGUCAGAUGGCGCCAAAUCGUCAUCAUGUCCGAGAGGCCACUGGCGGCCUGGGGAGGACGAGAAGCUGAGGCAGCUUGUCGAAAAGUACGGGCCGCAGAACUGGAACUCCAUUGCUGAGAAGCUGGAGGGGAGAUCAGGCAAGAGCUGCCGGCUCCGGUGGUUCAACCAGCUGGACCCUCGGAUCAACAAGCGGCCGUUCACGGAGGAGGAGGAGGAGCGGCUGCUCAACGCCCACCGCGCCCACGGCAACAAGUGGGCGCUAAUCGCCCGCCUCUUCCCCGGCCGCACGGACAAUGCCGUCAAGAACCACUGGCACGUCGUCAUGGCGCGCCGCAGCCGCGAGCGCUCCAGGCUCCUUGCCAGGGCGACCGCAAGCUCCUCCUCCUCGCCGUCCUCUGCGUACCACUCCUUCGGCACCGGCUUGCCGGCGACGAGCUCGCUCUGCUUCGGCUUCUCCAAGCUAGGCGGCGGCGGUUUGUUCAGCUCGCCGGCGGCUGCUCCUCCCACGUCGCUGUUCAAGAGGUUUGGCACAGCUACUGGCAGCAAGGGCUUGCUGGGACCUAGUUACGAGGCGGCGAGGUACAGCUACAGCGGCAACAAGCAGCCGGCGCCGCCUGUCUCCAUCACCUUCUCCUCACCAAGAGAAGCGCUGGCCAUGGACAUCGGCCACCAUCAUGGCCGCCAUGAACACCGGCAGAAGGAUUACCAUGCCAGCGACGGCGAAGAGCCUCUGAAGAGGAAGGACGUGCCCUUCAUCGACUUCCUCGGCGUCGGUGUGUCCUCAUAAAUUAUGUUCUCGGGAAGACCAAUCGGCCGGUGAUCAAUCAAGUGUAUUGAUCGGUGUUGUUUCUUAGGGCGUCAUCACUAAUUAAAUUGCAUGCACUAGUUCAGAAGUAUGCAGGGCUAGAGCAGUAGAGCACCAUCGUUCAUGGUUAUUAGGGCAUAUUGUGAUCAUGUGCUGAUCGAUCAAUAAAAUAAGCAAGACAUGGUUAAUUCGUUCA